Messenger RNA from [Candida] anglica, 1692 nucleotides. The record is from the annotation of a GenBank genome assembly. Lineage: Eukaryota; Fungi; Ascomycota; Pichiomycetes; Serinales; Debaryomycetaceae.
AUGAAGUUCUCUACUCUUUUGGGUAUAGCUGUGGCUAUCACAUCCACAAAUGCAUUCUCCUUGGAGUCUCUCAAGCAACAAUUUUUACAGAAUGCCAUCGUUUUCGGCGACUCUGACAAACAAUCUUCAGGCUCUUCAAUUUCUUCCUCUUUUCAAGAUAUUCUCUCUCAAUUGAAAUUGGAACUGGCUGAUACCAACACUUUAAACAACCCUGACUUACUUGCCUCCUGGGAAUCACUCCAAAAUGAAUUCUCUCCGGAGUUCUUAACCAAGAAAAUUGACCAAUAUCGUCUGUCAAAGUCCCCCGUGACUGACUUUAACAACGCUUUUAAGAAUCCUACCAAACCAUCCGAAGAAUCAAAGGACAGCUCAGUCACCUUUGAAUCUCUUUCCAAUGAUAAAUAUGAAAAUUAUUCCCUUAGAGUUAAGGAAAACCAUCCGGAACUUCUCGGCUUGGACUCCGUCAAACAAUACACUGGGUACUUGGACGUGGUCGACUUGGAUAAACAUUUCUUCUAUUGGUUCUUUGAGUCCCGUAACGACCCUGAAAACGAUCCAAUCAUCCUUUGGUUGAACGGAGGUCCUGGUUGUUCCUCCGCCACGGGUCUUUUUUUUGAAUUGGGUCCUUCCUCCAUCAAUGCCACUUUGCAACCGGUCUACAACCCAUACUCUUGGAACUCUAAUGCGUCCGUUAUCUUCUUAGAUCAACCAGUUGGUGUAGGCUACUCCUACACCGGAGGUGAAGCCGUGAAAAACACUGCCACUGCCGCUAAGGAUGUGUUUGUAUUUUUGGAAUUAUUCUUCCAAAAGUUCCCAUCUUUCCUCAAUAACAAGUUCCAUAUUGCUGGUGAGUCUUAUGCUGGUCAUUAUAUCCCUAGCUUUGCCAGUGAGAUCAUCAACAAUGCCGACCGGUCAUUUGAACUUUCUUCUGUUUUGAUUGGUAAUGGGAUCACCGAUGCCUUGAUCCAAUACGCCCAUUAUAAGCCCAUGGCCUGUGGAGAAGGUGGAUAUCGUCAAGUAUUAACCGACGAUCAAUGUGAUGAAAUGGAUAGAACCUAUCCAAAAUGUGCCCUUCUUACUGAGCUUUGCUACAACGCUCCUAGUGCCCUCACUUGUGUCCCAGCAAACAUCUACUGUGAAUCUAGCAUGAUGAAUGCCUACACAUCCACCGGAUUGAAUGUUUACGAUAUCCGUAUGCAAUGCGAGGACGAUGGUGGCAAUUGUUACAAGGAGAUGGACUACAUAGAUGACUAUCUUACCACUGAAUUUGUCAAGGCUGCCGUUGGAGCUUCUAAUAUCGACAUUUUCAGCAGUUGUGAUGAAACUGUGUUUAGAAAUUUUUUGCUUGAUGGAGAUGAAAUGAAACCAUUCCAACAAUACGUGGCGGAAUUACUUGAAUAUGGCAUCCCUGUCUUGCUUUAUGCUGGUGACAAGGACUACAUUUGUAACUGGUUGGGUAACCACGCCUGGUCUGAUGCCUUGGAAUACUCUGAGCAUGACCUUUUUGCCGCUAAACCAUUACAAAAAUGGAUUACUCUGGCUGGGGAAGUUGGUGGAGAAGUCAAGAAUCACGGAAUUUUCACCUUCCUUCGUAUCUACGAUGCUGGUCACAUGGUUCCAUACGACCAACCAGAAAAUUCCCUUGAUAUGGUGAACAGAUGGGUUGCAGGUGAUUAUUCGUUUGGCAAGUAG